AUGCCGACAGGUACAGGAAAAACUGUCACGUUGUUCUCAUUGAUCACCUCGUACCAGUGGGCACACCCUGAAGUGGGUCGCUUGGUUUAUUGCACACGGACAGUUCCCGAGAUGAGCAAAGCUCUUGAGGAGCUGCGGAAGGUCAUAGACUUCCGCGUGGAGGUUUUAGCCAAAGAUCGGGCUUCGAAGCAAAGUGAGGAUUGUGCUCAAGAGCCGACCGGCUUGUCUGCCGGGCACAUCUUGGCGGUCGGACUCUCUGCAAGACGCAACAUGUGCGUCCACCCCGAGGUGAGCAAGGAGGGCGAUCGAGAGCGCGUGGACGAGAUGUGCCGACAGUUGACUGCUCCAUGGGCAAGGGAGAAGGGGAACAGGGACAGCCUUUGCACGCACUUCGAGAAGUACGAGACGGCACUCGCUCAUCAGUCGCAGCUCCUCGACACAGGCAUUUACACCAUCGAGGACCUCCGCGCCAAGGGCCUGGAGUCGGGCUACGGAUGGUGCCCAUACUAUGCUGCCCGCCGACUGAUUCAAGCCUCUAGCGUGGUCGUGCUCAACUAUCAGUACGUCCUGGAUCCAAAGGUGUCUCUGGCGUCAAGCCUGGGUGGGGCUCCGAGCCUUCCUGGAGCACGAGCGAAUGCACGAGGAGGUGGUUCCUCGAUCGAGCCGAGCAUCGUGGUUUUUGACGAGGUUGACUCUGCCGACGAAGAGGCUUUGCUUCUUGAGCUGCUUCAAGUGAGUACGAAGCUUGAGCGUCGCGGGCGCGAACAGCACGCCCAACUCGCAGCUGUCCAAAACGUGCCUGGCACGGAUCGGCAGUCGAUCUUUGGCAGUCUCCUUGCCGCGAAUGCUGGCCGGGUAUCUUUUGUGCUAGCAGUCGUGCUGCCACAUGUGGUUGCCUUUUCCAUUGCAUUGUUCCUUCGCCGGCGCGCCGGCGGGCCUCAAAAGACCGUCGAAGUUCUUCAGGAGGAGGAGCAGCUCGAACCCCCACGCAGUCUGUCUUACAUCGUUGAGCGAGUUGGUCCAAUGUGGAUCAUUCACCUGCUGGGAAUCUUCUCCGUGGCAGCUGUUGCACCGAGCAUUCCCUACAUGUACUUGAAUUACUUUGCGCGCCAACACGCGGAAGGGCCCGUGGACUGCGCAGUUAACAUGGCUUCGUUACCCUGUAGCCGAGCUGCGACGGACGCGAUGCAGCUCGCUGUCGUGAGAGGCUUGGCCGGGCCUGUGGUUCAGUUCUUGACAGGGCCAACGCUGGGUGCGAUAAGCGACUCACUUGGCAGACGACCGGCGAUCCUUGCCAUUCGGAUCAGCAUGGCAAUCACUAGUGUGACCUCUGCUGCGGUGGUCUGGUUCAACCUUUCGGCCAUGUGGGACUUCUGGAUAGGCUUCCUCGCUCUCAUUCCCGUCUUUGCGGUGCCGACGGCCUGGUACAUUGACCGUGUUGACCAUGCCCCAAGCAUUGUUCGAGCAAUCACGUUCGUGGAAGGCACUUGCAUCCUGAGCGGGCUGCUUGGGGUCAUGUUGGGAAGUGUCCUGAGCAUGAGGAUGGCAUUUCUGGUGGGUAUGCUCGGCAAGCUUAUCGAUCUUUUCUUGGCCAUCUUCUGCUUGCCGGAGUCAUUGCGACCGGAGCAAAGGAUUCCUUUUUCUUGGUCUUUGCUGGUGCCCACCACCUCCUUCCAUGCCCUAGUGCAGAACCCAUUGGUACAAAAGUUGACAGCUAUUGGUGUGAUUGAUGCUUUUCACUACACGGGGUGGCUUUGCAUCUUGGCCAGGUUCCUGCAGCAGCAUUUUGCUUGGAGCCGGCAUGAUAGCUACCUUGGGGGACUGUUGGAUGCAGUCUCUGCCAUCGCAUGGAUGGCAAUUGGGGUCAACCUGCUCCUGCCCGCUCUCGGUCGAGUGGGGGUACUCGCCACUAGCACCAUCUCGGUCGGAUUGGCGAGCGUAAUCAUCAUGCUGGCGACCAGGCCGUGGCACAUCUACCUCGAAAGUGCGUUGUUUGGGGGUCUGCCACUCAUGAGUUCUGCAGUCUUGGUGGCAAUCAUUGGCAAGGCCAGCAGCGCCGAACAACAGGGAAUGCUCCAGUCGACCUUGAACCUCGUAACACAAAUCAGCGGUGCAUUGGGUGGUGCCUGCUUUAGCAUUAUAUACCAGUUUCUGGAUCCUACUGCGCCCGGGGCACCCAAAUGGAAGAUGGGCGUGUAUGUUCUGUACGGAGUGGUGUUCAUAAUUCCAAGUCUCUCGCUGACCUUUUCCCUUCGGAAAGAAAUUGAGGAACCCGCGAAGCCUUACAAGAGUGUGGACACGAGGUGA
Molecule: messenger RNA, 2307 nt
Organism: Symbiodinium sp. CCMP2592
Lineage: Eukaryota; Dinophyceae; Suessiales; Symbiodiniaceae
Source: the annotation of a GenBank genome assembly